Molecule: messenger RNA, 3915 nt
Organism: Emericellopsis cladophorae
Lineage: Eukaryota; Fungi; Ascomycota; Sordariomycetes; Hypocreales; Bionectriaceae
Product: PHD-finger
Exons: 6
Coding region: 1-3915 (1304 amino acids)
Biological process (GO): regulation of transcription by RNA polymerase II
Cellular component (GO): Rpd3S complex
Source: RefSeq, a predicted model, not a curated record
AUGAUCUCGGCCAACUUGAACCGGUCGAUGCGCUCACGCUUCUCGAGUCCAGCCCAAGGGUCCGGGUCUCCGCAAGCCAGGGAAUCGAGGAAUGGAAGCGCAGAGGAUUCGUCUACCGCGAGCAAGGGCAACUUGACAACCGAGGGAUCUAGGAGUAUCAUGGACAAGUGGCUGGAACCGGCAGUCCAGAACAAGGCUAGCCACGAGGAGGCUGGGCUGGCCAGGCAUGGGGUUCUCGAGGGCAUGGUCCCGCUAGGCAGCCUGCCCAAGGCCCGGAAGGCGGAGCCUGGGAGCAGCGGAGGCGUUCGCAGGAUCAUCCUCAAACACUCAAAUAGAGGUGCCAGGGAGGCGUCACGAUCACAAGCAAAGGGCUCGCUGGAUACGGAUAUUGAGAGGAAAUCUGUCUCCGACUCAGCUCCAGCAUCAGCGUCAGCAUCCGCAUCCGCAGCCGCAACACCAACACGGGCAACCCAUGAGGCUGCUGCAUCCGAUGCAAGGUCAGAGGCCCCAUCUGCAUCAGAAACAUCAACCGCUGCACCGGCGCAUUCUCCUGUGGCGAGACCGGCGCUUCCGCCCCUGGUGGAAUUUCUGCCGCCCUCCUCGAAUCGCGCAACCACGCGCAAGUCGCUCCCCACACGCGAUACACCAAAGGAAAUAGAGGAAGACGACGAGUACGAGCCCAGAAGCUCGGGCAGACGACGAUCCGUCGCGCGUCCAGCUCCCCCUAAGCGAGGCAGACCGCCGACAGCCACGCGCCGAAGCUCCAUGCCUUCAUCCAAAAAUUCACCCGUGAAGCAACUCUCACCCACUCCACCUCCGCUGUCGGCUCAAGCGCCGGCGCGCCUUUCUCAGCGUCCUCCGUCAGCAUCCAGCACCAAGAUGAUCUAUCGUGGCACGGAAUUUGUCGAGAAAGUCAUCGAGGCUGCUGUGGACGAGGCGCUCAGCCACCAUCGCUACCCCACCGCAUGGGCCCUACGGACGUUUUACGACGACAGAUCAGAGGACCCUGGUUUUGUGCGCAUGGUCGAAGAGAUCUUCAAUCAGACAGCCGACGCGAGCACACGCAAAUCAUUCUUUGAGCAGCUGGCACGCAGGAAACACGAUGGGCGCUACAGGAAUCAAGGUCGCGAUUACUUUGUCCCUCCCGCAGACAACGGUAGCUUUGAGCCUCACCUCCCCAAGAAGGCGCCUUACGCCCAUCUCAUCCUGCACAAUGAGAACGAAGACGCUGAUCAUUUCGAGCCUCGCGAGGCUCGCGCCCCAAAGCGGGUCAAGGUCACUCAGCGGUGGACCGAUAUUUCACCUCGCAAAGCAUCCUCGACAGGUUCAGGUCUUGCAGAUGUAGCAGAUUCAGCGGACACGACCGUGCCACUUGAGCAGCAAGCAGCAGCAGCAGCGGCAGUUGGAGCAGCUGAGGCGAUGGCAGAGCCAGAGGCGAAAGAGCCAAUGCACAGAGCAUCCACACCCGCGCAAGCCGAAGUCGCACCAGCGCGGACGCCUGCUCGAACGUCGACGGUCAAGAUCAAGACUCCCGGAUCACGCAGGCGAGCCAGGAAGACGUCUCAUUCGAGCGAGUCUUCGCUUUCGUCCGUGGAGCAUCUCCCUUCACCCGAACUUCCGGAUGACAGCGCACUGGUGACAACGGCCGCCGAGGAGGACGACGAGGGUGAGGACGAGGUGGCAGCAACGAGCCCCUCGCUGCGAGGAAUGGCUCGCAAAGCAGCGGCGAAACCCAGGAAGACGCGAGCCAAGAGGGCGAGCACGGCUGUGGGAGGAGGCAUGGCCGACGGGGGGAACUCCACGUCGCCAGCACCUCGGGGAGCUGGCGCGGCCCAGCCAAUCAACACGCGCCGCAAAGCACUGGCAGCGUCCAAGCAGCACAAGGAGACUUUUGCCUCUGCCUCCGUCUCUGCCUCAAACUCACCCACCACCACCACCCUCCCCCAGUCACCCACGCAGGACUUUCCUCAUCAUUUCCCCAACGGUCGUUCAUCAGGCGACGGCAAUAGCAUGCCAGGCCUCGUCGCUUCGAAUCCACCUGGUCGAAGCCACGCAAAAGACAAGUCCCACUCCAAGGCGAGCCUCAAGAUACACAUCCCCCCAGCUGGCAGCCGCGACGACGCCUUUGAGAAGCGCAAGAUCGCCAAGCAGGUCACCAACAGCUAUCGCGGCCAGGAGAGCGCUGUCCGUGAUGCCGACGAUGAGCGGGAGAUGACGCCUGUGCGGUCCACAAGGAAGACUAGGCAGUCUACCGGUGUCCCACCGUCCAGCGUCGCGGCCAGCGUCACCGCCAGUGCGCGAGCCACGCGCUCUGCAAAGCGAACCUUUCUCGAUGAGCUCGACCAGACCGAAUGGUCAAGCUCUUUCCCCACGGCCAUCAACCUCGAUGGGAGAAGUUCAACCGUUGGCUCGCGUGCUGCGACGCCUACCAACCUCAGACCUGCCAAGAAGCAGAAGAGCGGCCUGCGCAUCAAGUCAUCCCCACAAAAGAAGAAGGGAGGCACAGCUGCUGGCGUUCCUCGAACGAUUGGCGAAGCCCAGGCUGGCGCUUACGGAGCAUCUCGUGAACAGGCGGGCGAGAACGAUGAGUAUUGCUCAGCGUGCGGCAACGCUGGGGAGAUGGUUUGCUGCGACGGUUGUCCUCGAGCAUUUCACUUUGAAUGCGUCGGUAUCAACCCCGAGGAAUCCCUGCCCGACGAAUGGUACUGUAGUGAGUGCCUCGUCAAGGCCAAUCCCACCCACGUCAAGGUGCACCGAGGCGCUUUUGGCCCGGCACUGAAUCAGCUCGACAAGAGCAUUCAUCGGGCCUUCGCUCUGCCCAGGCGCAUUCAGGAGCGCUUCGAUGGUGUCAAGGCUGGCCCUGAUGGAGAGUACGAGGAGGUUGUGGUCCCUGCCAAGCCUACCGUGACCACCAGGCGCAAGACCAAUGGAUACGAAGAGGCCCCGGACUACUACAAGCAGAUCGAGUCGGGCGAGCCUGUGCUUUGUCAUGACUGUCAACUGCCGGCUUCCGAGGGCAAGCCCAUCUUGUCUUGUACCGCCUGCCCGCUGCACUGGCACAUGGAUUGCAUGAAUCCGCCAUUGGCCGUCCCUCCUCUGCAAAAGACAUGGAAAUGCCCAGCGCAUCUUGAUGAUGCCCUGCAAGAGAAGCCUCCGCUGGCGCCAGCCCAUCGCUGGCGCAAGGUCAAAGGGGCGCCAGUCAUCAUUCCAGCUCUUUCACGAGGUCUUCGCAACAAUGGCCACAUUGAGCUUGACUGGGGUUCUGAGCCUGAAGCUGAUGCCUAUGAUCGGUCUGGGUGGACUGAUGACCAGUCCGGGUGGAAAGACGUGGCCUCCUUUGGGCGCACGUUCAAGGUUUCAGCCACAGGAGUUCGUCUCGAUUUCAUUGAGCAGCUUCGUAUACAAGGAGCUGGCUUUGCCCCUCCGAAGGAUCAGCAGCCUGCAGGUCGCCAGCAGCCGUAUCUAACUCCUCCUGUCGAUGACACCGCUCACUCUCAGCCUAGUGCACGCAGCAUCGAAGAAAUGCAAGCUUCGCUGGUGUUGAGUAGCCUGAGCACCUCGGAAUCGCGGACAGGAAUGGAACAGCUUUUAUCCGCUCUCGUGACCGAGGCUGACUCAAGCGUGCUGUCCUGUAUUGCUGACGCCGAUGCCGUGAACAUCACGAACAAGAAGCUGCAGCAUAAAGACAAGGCCAGCCUCCGUGCUCUUCUGGCGCACAUGGAACGUAUGGGCUCUCAAAUCCGGGCCAUGCUGGGUGAGGAUGCUACACCCACCCUCCCUUCUCUUCCCGACCAGAGGCGCUCCAUGAGCCACGACAAGGACGAAGAAUUUCCCGAAAUGAAGCAUGAUUCUCUGGUCACAGAACCCACACCGCCAUCAACUAUUGAUCACGAGGGUGGCAUGGAUCUGGACUAG